AUGCCAGACGAGGCUUCAAGCUUGAUCUGUGCUAAAGGCCGACUCACCGCAGCCAUCGAACUCACGGCUUACAAGUUUGUUGUCUCUAACAAUACGUCUGGCUACACAUUCUUGAGAAGAACAGCGCCCCCACAAGGCAGAAUUUCUGUACAAAAAAUACUGUCUCUCGGAGUUAUAGAGCUAUGUUACUUCGUCUGGGUCGACGUUAUGUCUUCGACGCUUCUUGGAACAACCCCACUUCUGCACUAUGAUACUACCAUUGAUGCAUCGGAGAAACUAUGCUCAAAAAAUCUUAUGGAAUAUUUCAACGGAUGCCCACAAGAAUUUAUUUCUUGGUUUGCAAGCAUUAGUGCAAUGCGGUUGACCACCAAACAGUACAAUAGCCAUUCGCCCCAAAUAGACUGCCGACCCAUAGAAUCAGCAAUUCAAGAAUGGGGGCCGGUCAUUGACCAAACCGACCUCUCGAGAGAUGCCAUUACACGACUAGCGGUCAUAGAGGGCUGGAGACACGCGCAUCUAAUUUAUCUGAAUAUGGGCGUGGGCGGGGUUACCUCGAUGGACCCCAAAGUGCAGUCCUCGGUCAAGCAGAUCAUUCAACUUUCUCAUGUUGUGAAAGGUCCAAAGCUAUAUGAACGCCAUAUGUUUGCCCCUGCCAUCCUUCAUCCCUCCAUGGGUAAAGUCUGCGAUAGAGCCGAACCUAUAUGUAACCUUUGCAUACGCGAUGGUUUGUUUUGCUCUGGUCCAGAUCCUCCUAUUCGAGCACCUUCACCCGUAUUUCCGUCUUGGGAGCCUCCAGACCUUCUCCGCCCAUUUGACAGGUCACUGAAUAGUGCUCCUAGAGUUCUCCGGGGGGCUGUUUCAGCUAUUGUAUCGACCCCGAGCUGGGGUGCUUCAAAUAACAGUCCACGCUACUCCAGCCGCAAAAGUUCCCUAUCAACAUUGUCUUUAACUAAGUCCAGAACACUGGCACUUGACCGUCAAAUAGAGAGUAAUACUUUACCGUUUAUUCUUAGCCAGUACGUUCGGUUUGUUGACAAGAUUGCGUUCAAAAUGCCCCCGCCUGAACUCCGGGAGGGAAUUAUUCUCCGCCUUCGGAGUUCGGUAAUCACAUUCUCGGUCAUGUCCUUGGGGCUAGGAUAA
Rhizoctonia solani is the source of this 1140-nucleotide messenger RNA. RefSeq names its product Fungal specific transcription factor domain. The coding region runs from base 1 to 1140 and encodes 379 amino acids. The transcript has 7 exons. NCBI's taxonomy places the organism in Eukaryota, Fungi, Basidiomycota, Agaricomycetes, Cantharellales, Ceratobasidiaceae. The record is from RefSeq and is a predicted model, not a curated record.